AUGUCCACUCGCCCUAUAAAACGAGCCACCUCGGGCGCUGGCCCCUCCACGAAACGAACACGGUUCACAGAUCCCUCUGACUCAGCUACCAACGGAGACGACCAAACCUUUGCCGAACAGGUUGACGAGAACCUUGAGAACGUCUCUUCUCGCAAGGGGGUCAAGACUGAAGGCUAUGAAAGCGAUUCUUCAGACGAUGGAGAGGGCGUGGUGGAGAGUCGUAAAAAGAAGGGUGCCGACGACGACGACGACGAUGAUAUGUUUGCCGCGACAGAUCCUGACAAGGCUAAAGAAAAUGAUGGAGCGGGGAAGAAGAAGGAGAAGUUUCUUGCGCUGGGAGAUAUAGAGGGACAGGAGUUUGGGCGAACUGCUACGGCCGAGUCGAGUGAUGAGGACGAGCCGGAGGAUGAAGACGAUGCAGAGAGGAAGAAGAAACAGGGUAUGGGUUACGAGAUGUCUUCAUUCAACAUGAAGGCGGAGAUGGAGGAAGGAAAGUUCGCAGAGGAUGGGACGUUCGUACGGUCGUUCGAUCCCCACGCUGCACACGACAAGUGGAUGGAAGGGUUGGACGAGCGCGAGAUGAAGAAGGCCAAGAAAAGCAAAAAGUUGAUGGAAUCGCGCGAGCGGGAGCGAGAGCAACGGGAGGCCAAGGAAGCUGAGAGGGGGAAGGAAGACGUAAUGAAGGAGCUCCUCGGGUUUAUGCAGAAGGGGGAAACCGUCCUCGAAGCCCUACAACGCCUGGGGUCGAAUUCUAAAGGCCCACGUCGGGGACAGAAAAAGAAGGCUGCGACUGAGGUGUUACCACAAUCGAUAGACGGUACGGCCGCGGAUGAAAAUGCACCCGAAGAGAGCCCGGUCGCUCGAGUUACGUCGCUCGCAUCCACUCUUAUGUCUCUUGGAGAUUCGGAUGUGUACGAGGCGACCUAUGAAAUGAUGCUACGACUGGUUAGACGGUCCGGGAUUGUUUCUGCCGACUGGGAUCCUCAUCCACCACCCCCACAAACACCUGAUACCAAGUACGAGUAUCGAUGGGCCCCAGACUAUGUUGCAGCAAGUGGAGGACAAGCUUCAGCCGAUGCCGUUUAUGGACCAUAUGGGGUGACUGAAAUGGGUACCUGGAAAGCGGCAUUGUAUUUUGGUGACGAUGCAGAGCGAAUACAAGUCGGCGUGUGGGCGAUAACGACUGGGGUAGCUGGAGCAGCGCAUUCCCUGCCUGAAGAGGACGCCUCACUCGGGCCUGUGCCCCGGAGCACAGUCGGGAACUCGCUUACAUUGACAUUACGACUACAUCUUGUGAUAUUUGGAGAUUUGGUGACAUCCGUCAACUUGUGCGGUUCUCCUGCCUCUCCGGACACAGAUCUCCACCGCCGCCAACCCAAUUCACUCGCUCACCAAUCCUCAAACCUAUCUCUCAACGCACUAUAUCAACACAACACACCUCCUACUUCCUCAACUCCACCCGCCCCAUCUGAAAAAAACCACAUGAACGGCUCCCCCAAACCUGCCGGGGCAAAUGGCCUCCUGCCCCCCGCAACUAUCACCCCAAAAGAAGUAGACACAACACCCAGGUUCCUUGGCAUGCCUCUGAAAUACGUUUCGCUCGUCACGUUGGCCGUACAAAAUGCCUCCCUCACUAUUAUCAUGCAUUACUCACGUGUUUCAACCCCUGCGAAUCGCACCUAUUCUGCUGCAUCCGCGGUGUUGCUCAACGAGCUCUUGAAGGGAUCUAUAUCUCUUCUCAUUGCCCUUUUCCGCUUGGAUGAUCAAAACCCCAAAACCUCUCGUCCAGAGGUCAUUUCGCUUAUGUCUGGGGCUGGCGACCUGGACGACGAUUCUCCAACGACUCCAAUGAUCAAGGCAAAAGCUCAGGGCAGAAACUUUCUCGGUCAUCGUAGCACAGGGUCUGGAAGCAUUCGUGGAGUUCUUAGCUCUCAACUGCGCAGGUCUACGUCACUUUUGACUCGUCUCUGGUGCAAAUUCAGGCGCCUUGGUCGCGAGGUCUUUAGCCCCGACUGUUGGAAACUCUCUAUCCCUGCCAUUCUAUAUGUAAUUCAGAACAACCUGCAGUUCGUGGCCGCCAGCAACCUUGAUGUCGCAACGUUCCAGGUCACCUACCAAAUGAAGAUCUUGACCACUGCGGCCUUUUCGGUCAUGCUUCUACGAAAGAGGUUGUCCAAGGCCAAAUGGGCGGCUUUAUUCUUCCUCGCUCUUGGUGUCGGUAUCGUUCAGAUUCAGUCCACCGCACCCAAGCAUGAAGCUCCUGUUUCUACCAAUGACAACGUUGACCCUGUCGUCAAGGCUGCGGCCGAGUCUGUCAGUGCUCGUGCCCAUGAGGUGAUUGGACAGGCCAAACAUGUCAUGAACCCGCUGAAGGGAUUCGCCGCUGUGUCUGCCGCCUGCAUUACCUCUGGGCUCGCUGGAGUAUACUUUGAAAUGGUACUCAAAGGAAGUCAAGCUGACCUUUGGGUCCGUAACGUGCAAUUGUCACUGUUCUCCCUCCUCCCUGCGUUGGUUCCAAUUAUCUUCAACAACUCUGGUACUACUAGCGAUGGUCGUUCGUUCCCCUUCUCGCUCUUUGCCAACUUUUCCGGAUGGGCUUGGGCAACAGUCCUCACUCAAGUGUUUGGUGGCCUGAUUACUGCCAUUGUCAUCAAGUACUCCGACAACAUUAUGAAGGGCUUUGCAACUAGUUUGUCCAUCGUUCUCAGUUUCCUUGCGAGCGUGGCGCUGUUCGACUUCCGAAUUACGCUUGCGUUCCUGGUCGGAAGCUCAACCGUGCUUGCCGCUACAUGGAUGUACAAUCAAGCUGAUAUGAAGACUCCUAACCCUGCCAAGAUCGCAGUUGCGAGCGGAACCAGGGAUCUGACAAACCACAACGGUCCCUCUUCGACUUUCCCCCCUGGUAGCCCUGUCGCCGAUGAUGCCCCUAUCCUCGGACAGACACUCAAGAAGAAAUCAUCGAGUGCAUUCCCAAGUCCACGCAACAUAGCUCAGGUCCUUGGUUUCUCUAGCUCGGACAACCUUGCCAGCCACAUUCCUCCUGUCAGUUUGACCCCUGAUGACACCAUGGGAGCCAACCCAUACUCCUACUCCCCCAAUCUGCGAGCCGGAUCUAUCAGUGGUGCACACACCCCUCUCAAUGCUGGCAGUCGCUCAGGCGCUGCAACUCCCGCAAACUGGUCCAGGCCACCUUCUCGUGCUUCAUCUAUUCGUCCCGCUCUCAAUCUUUCUGUUCCGGGCUCUGGCGCACUUACGCCAGAUAAUGGCUCUGGCCGUUGA
Messenger RNA from Rhizoctonia solani, 3279 nucleotides. RefSeq names its product UDP-galactose transporter. The transcript is spliced from 5 exons. The coding region runs from base 1 to 3279 and encodes 1092 amino acids. Gene Ontology annotation, biological process: pyrimidine nucleotide-sugar transmembrane transport. Gene Ontology annotation, cellular component: Golgi membrane. Gene Ontology annotation, molecular function: UDP-galactose transmembrane transporter activity. The record is from RefSeq and is a predicted model, not a curated record. NCBI's taxonomy places the organism in Eukaryota, Fungi, Basidiomycota, Agaricomycetes, Cantharellales, Ceratobasidiaceae.